AAUUAACAAAAUAUAUAUAACUCAUACAUUUUUAAUAUUAUUUUUUACAAUAUUUCAAAUAAUUUUAAGUUAUAAAUGACUAUUUUUCAAAUUGACUUAACAAAAUUGGAAUGUAUAAGUAAGGAAGAAAAGGAAUUCAUCCUUUUUAAUAUUCUACUGGAAAUAUCAGAAGAAUUGGAAAAUUUCGAAUUAGAACAAUUAAAUAUAAAACAAACAGAAAUACUUCAAAUACUUUUUCAAAUAAUAAAGCCAGAAAUCCUAGUACCUUCAAGAAUAAUACGUAAUCAAUUAGGUCGUUGUUUCCAAAUACUUUUUUCCAGAAGUAAUUCUAUUUCAAUAUUCAGCGCUUUCAAUAUUUUACUUGAAAAUAUUUUAUUACCAAAAAUAGAAGAUUUUGAUUUACAUAUUAAGUGGACAUCGUUAAUUAUUCUUAAACAUAUCUACAUAGCUUCUAAGAAUAAGCUAUCAAUUCAUCUAAAUGACACUAUAGAUGCAACAUUCAAAAUAUUUAAAAUUUCAAAUAAUAUAAUUGAACUUCGCGAAUCUUGUUUCGAAACAUUAUCAGUAGCUCUAAAUUCUUGUAAAUGUAUAAUAGAUGAAAACAAAACUAAAAAAAUAUUCAAAUUUAUAAAGUUAGGUCUAUCAGACAAAACUGAUAUAAUAAAAUUAAAAGCAUUGAUGUGCUUUAAAGAACUUCUUAAGAUUUGUGUGCCAAUUUCAGGUUAUACAGAUAUUGAUACUGUCAAAAAUAUGACUACUAAAUUCAUUAAUAAUCAUGUUCUUUCUAUUCAUGAUCAAGCAGCAAAAGUUCUAGCUAUAAUGCUAAUAACGAACUCAAAAUUAGAUACAAAGAAUUCUAAUUUUUCAUUAGAAGAAAAUAGAGAAAUGCAAUCAAAUGGCAGUCCAGAAAAUGAAAUAUUACCAACAUCACCCAAAAAGUACAUAUAUUUUAAUUCAAACUCAAAAAAGAAAUAUAUAUUUUAUUUAAAAUAUAUAUCAGAUAUUUACGCUAAACAUAUAACAAAUUCUCAUAUAGAAGAAUUUAUUAUAAGUAUAUACUCAGAGUUUUUAGAGCAUUAUGAAAAAGAAUGGAUUAUAAGUCAUUAUAAAUUUAUUAUCAAAAACCAUAUUUCCGACAUUGCCUCUGUAAUUAAUAAUAUAAAAGAUAAAGAAAAAAUUUCAACAACUAGAAAUAUCAUUUGUCGUUUUUUAAGUAUUAUAAGAAAAAAAUUGGAUGAAGAUUCGCAAUUUAGAGCAUUGAAAAUACUAAACGAAGAAUAUCUAAGCAUAUGGCUUGAUGAAUUAGGCUUUACUCAAGCAAAGAAGCUUGUCCUAACGGGUAUAUUAUGUGAAAUAUCAAAAUUUAUUCUAACCCUCAGCAAUAUUAUUAAUACUAUUCGUGAAUCAUUAAGAGAUAAUCUCUUAUUCAUACUAAACUGCACAAGUCUAACAAUUCAGAAAUAUACAAGCUGGUGUAUUAAAUGUUUCGCAAUUACUAUUCCCAAUGAUAUAACAUAUUUAAUGAUUUUUUGCUUAAAACACAUCAAAAAAUUCAUAUCUACAGAUAUUAAUAAUAUCGAUUAUCUUUCAAAAUUACGUAUAAGGGGAUAUGCUCUGGCUCUUUCGAGAUUAAUUAGUAUUGGAAAACAAAAUCCUUUAUAUAUUUCAUCCGAUAUUUUCUCAGAGAUAUUUUUAAUAUCAUGUUCUAUUUUAAAAUUAACAAGAAAUAAUGCAAUUCAUACUAUAUUAAUACAUGUACAAAUAGCAUGGACACUGAUUAGUUCAUUAAUGAAACUUGGAUCAUCUUUUGUUAGAAGCCAUCUAUCUGAAUUAUUUUUAUUAUGGAAAGACACACUUCUAAACCCCUCAAUAAAUAAUCUUCCUCCAGAAGCAAAUCAAUUAGAAACUUUAUUUCUAUUGUAUACUCGAGAAUAUGCAUUAGGAUCUAUAUUUUCCUUUUUAUUGCAUAAUAAGGAAUUAUUAACAACAAACGUGUUAAAGAAAACAAGUUUUAUGUUAAACGAAACAAAUACACUCCUUAUUCUUCUUUCAAAAAGACAAAAAAAUAGUAUAUUUUUAGAUGAUUAUGUUCAAUUAUCUCAAGAAAUGCUAGAAAACAUGAUUCAUAAAAGGAUAUUACAAUGCUAUCUACUUAUUAUAUGGAAAAAUCCAGAAGAUAGUACACAAAAUGAGCUCAUAUCUCGUCUAAUCACUAAAUUUGCUAGUCCAUAUGUUACUAUAGUUAAAAACACAUUAAAUUAUCAAUCCUAUUAUCAUUUACAUUCUAAUCAAAAUAUUGAUGGGAUAUCAAGCUUUAUUCAUUUACAGGAUUUUUCAAAUUAUCAAGAAAUCUAUGAAAUUAAUAAUAUUGUGCUUCAAAAUUAUAUAUAUGUUCCAAAAGAUUAUGCUCUUAUCAAUAUUGGAAAUAAUUUGAACUUUAAUUUGCAAAAAAACAAUUCAUUACAACUUUAUGAUAUUUUAUCAUCUUUUGAUGAAAUUCCAUGGAAUCAACUGUCUAUUUAUAUAGAAAUCAUUGACUUAUCAAUCCUAUUAUUCGGGAUUAUUUUUUUAAAUCAAUCAAAUAAAAUUAAAGAAAGCAUUCUUGAGCAAUUAAUUACAUUUAUCACAUUAUCAUCUAAUAUUAAACCUUUUCAACAAAAAAUUGCAGUAAUUUGUAAUUCAAAUCUAGCAGUUCUUGGAAUCCUUCGUUUUAUUGAAAAUAAUGUAAAUCAAAUAAAUAACUUAAAAAAUACAAGAGCAAUAGAUCUGAUGGAACAAAUAGCUAAGCAUGGUACAAACUCACAAAAUCCUGCUAUUCGGAGAAUUUCAUGUGAAACUAUUGGAAGAUUAACAUGUUUACAAAAGAAACAACUUCUACCUUCUAUAAAAUUUUACAUGAGGGAGAUUAUUGAACUGGACAAUUCAGAUUCUCGUUCUAGUAGCGCUCUUUGUUUAGGUAGAAUAUUAAAUCAUUAUAAGAAAAUGGUUCCUAGUUCAUACAUUAGUAAAAUACUAGAUGUUUUGCAAUCUUUAAGUAUAGACCAAAAUUCCGAAGUCUGUUUUUGGGCCCUUGAGAGUAUAGCUAUAGGCAUUCAAUCUUUUGGACCUGAUAUGUCUUCAUAUUGUUUGAAUAUAUUAAAUGUUAUUUCAAAAAUAUAUAACAGAAUGGACUAUAAUACUAGCAACACCUCAAUAACUAUAUCUAAUCUGUCAUUAAGAUUUCCAAUAUUAUGCAAUUUAACAAGAUGUUUAAAUGCAAUUGUAAAUAUAUUUGGUCCAGAUCUUCAAAAGAAUACUGAAGCAAAAAAACUAGUAUCUGUAUUAAUAAGAGGCCUUCUUUUAGAAAAUAAUGAAGAGGUAUUAGCUGAAGCUAUAUAUUGCGCACAGCAUAUUUUACUAUUUUCAUCUGAUUUAUUAAACCCAUAUUUAUUCGUAAAACUUCUUCAAACAAAUAUAAUGUCGAAAAAUAAAAAUUUAGCUAGAGCAUCAGUUAAAUCACUUUACCAACUUAUGCAGCAUGAUACAUUAAGCGUUUUUAAAUGGGGAGAAAGUAAUCUAGAUGCAUAUAUAUGGCUAGCAUAUGAUUCAAAUCCAGAAAUUGAAGAACUAAAAAAUAUCAUUGAAAUAUGGUUAUAUCAUACAUCAGAUUCUCUACAAAAUUAUUGGAUUCAUCUUUGUUUAAAAACAUUUGAAAAAAAAUCAUCUAAUAAAAUUAUACAAAAAGUCAAUAAAAAUAUUAGUAGAAGUUUAAAAAAUGAGGAAUCUUGUAUAUUUAAAAUAGACGAAAGCUAUAAUUCCGAUAAUAUUCAAGAAAAAUUAAAGAGAUUGCGAUGGCAAACACAAAAAUUAAUGCUUCAGUGUAUCAAUAACUUAUUGUCUAUGGAAUUUUACUUUAAAAAAUAUUCAAAUUCACAAAUAUCUCAAAAAAUUUCAUCUAUGUCUUCUAAUAUUUCAAACUUAAUCAAAAUAGGAUUUAUGGCAUCUACUGGUAAAAAUUACGAUAUUCGUUUUGAAGGCCUAAAAAUUAUACAAAAAAUUAUAAAGAUAUUUUCUCCUUUUAAAGAUCCAGAUUUUCCCACAUUGUCUUUACUUGAACAAUACGAAGCACAGCUUGUUUCUGCCAUUAUUCCAUCAUUUUCAAGCGAUUCAAUUCCAGAGAUUGCAGUAUUUGCAAUGCAUAUUUGUUCAUAUUUCUUAACAAGUGAAAUAUUAAAGGAAAUUCCGAAGACAGGAAGAAUUAUAAAAUUGCUUUCAUCAGCCCUUUUAAAUAUAAAUAAUUCAGAAGAUACUAUUUCAAUCGGUGAUCUAAAAUGUUCUGAUAAUUCACAAAUUUUGCUUAAAUUAUCUAUUGUUUCAGUCUGGGCAGAACUCCAAAUUGCUAGUGAGCAUAAAACAUGUUUAAGUUUUAUAAUCAAACCAAAUCUAUCACUUCUCAUUCCUUUAUGGAUUACAUCCUUAAGAGAUUAUACCAAAUUCUGUUUCGGAACAUAUGAAUUGUCUAAUAAUUUAUCUCAUUUAACAUCACAAUCAAUAAAUUUCAACAAAAUAUUUUCUAAUAUAAAUAAUAAUGAAUUGUUUGAGAUUUGUAAUAAAUUUUGGAUAAAUAUGGUUUAUGCUAUUUCAAUUCUUCUAGAAUCAAAUAAAAACAUUAUUUUUGAAUCAAUAACUUGGUAUGAAUCAAAUAAUUCAGACAGCAUGAAAUUAGACAAAAGAACUAACCAUAAAAAAAAAACUUCCACAUUAUUUUUCUUACUUUUUGGAAUAUGUUUUGAGGCAUUACUACACUCUAUUCCAAACAAAAAAGUCAUAAAUACAGACAAACAAAAGCUUUAUAUACUUUCUGCUUUAGAAAAAAUAUUAAAUAUAUCUCUACAUAAUGAAAUUAUAUAUUCUGAUACCACUUUUUCAGAACUGGUAACCCUCCUUAAAAGAUUAUUAUUAACAGAACAUCCAAUUAUUCAAAUUUUAAUAAUACGAAUUGCAACAAGUUUAGUAAAUAAUUAUCCAGUAAAAAACCAAAAACAUUUUAAAAAUAACAAAAAUUAUUCGGACCAACAAGAAAAUAUGCCAAAUUAUCCAAAUAAACUACACGAGCUCUCAGAGAUCAUAAUAUUACCACUUAUAUUCUAUUUUCAACAUACUAACACUACUAUAAACGACUUAAAGGCUCAUGAACAUAUGUCAAAUUUGAUAAUAUAUUCUUUAGAAUCAUAUAUAAAAAUUAUAAAAAGAUUCCCACUUAUAAUUCAAUAUGAUUUUUAUGAUUGCACUUUUUUUAUAAUAUUAAAAUUAUAUUUCAAUGAAAAUUCUUAUCAUUUAAUUCCUAAAAUUCUUCCACUAGUUAAAAUUCUUUGUGAAGAUAUAUUAACUACAUCUAAAAUUGAUCAAAAAAGCUAUCAAAUCUCACAAAACUUGAUAGAAAAUAUUUUGGAUCAAAUAACAAGAAUAAUUCAAGAUUUACCAAAAGCAUGGGAAUAUGGUUUACCUUUGGCUACAGUGAUUAUGACAAUUACCGGACAAAUACUUCCCCCAAAAAGUAAAUCAUUCCAAAAAUAUCAUAGUUUAUUUACGAAAUCACCUACAAACGAUGAAGCGAAAAUACUUAUACAUUGUAUGAAGUCACUUUUAACAUCUUUUUCUUGUAUAAAACGCUACAUUCUCCAAUCUAUACUAUUUGCUUCUUUUAAUAUUAUUAAAAAGGCUUAUCUAGAUUUCAAAAAAUCAGCUAUAUUUGAUAUAGGAACAAACGCUUGCAAUAUUAUAAUCGAUCUUAUUAAAAAUAUAUCGGGAAAUAAUCAACAAUAUAUAGCUAUGGUGACAAUUAUGCCAAUAUUAAUUCGUUUUGCAUCUAACGAACAAUUAAAAUCAAGCCAUAAAAAAGAAAUUUCUUUUAAGCUAUUAUCUUUAAUGGCAUGUUUUGGUAAAAACUUUCAUCAGAUUCUAAAAAAAAUUCCAAAAAAGGAUUCAGAUAUGCUAAAGAAUUUAUUUAAAUAUACUUAUUCCUCUAUGCCUAUAAGUCUUGAGACUGAAUCAAAAAUUUUUAAAAAAAUUAAUAUAAAUUAA
Messenger RNA from Pneumocystis murina B123, 6063 nucleotides. RefSeq lists its product as hypothetical. The transcript is spliced from 18 exons. Gene Ontology annotation, biological process: retrograde transport, endosome to Golgi; intracellular protein localization; endocytosis. The record is from RefSeq and is a predicted model, not a curated record. Gene Ontology annotation, cellular component: endocytic vesicle; membrane; Golgi apparatus. NCBI's taxonomy places the organism in Eukaryota, Fungi, Ascomycota, Pneumocystomycetes, Pneumocystales, Pneumocystaceae. The coding region runs from base 76 to 6063 and encodes 1995 amino acids.